Messenger RNA from Spodoptera frugiperda (fall armyworm), 1028 nucleotides. Its product is annotated as gem-associated protein 8-like. The coding region runs from base 55 to 756 and encodes 233 amino acids. The record is from RefSeq and is a predicted model, not a curated record. NCBI's taxonomy places the organism in Eukaryota, Metazoa, Arthropoda, Insecta, Lepidoptera, Noctuidae. Gene Ontology annotation, biological process: spliceosomal snRNP assembly. The transcript has a single exon. Gene Ontology annotation, cellular component: SMN complex.
UUGUUCUGUCAGAUUGACAGAAUUGCAAGACAAUAAAUAUUAAGGCAAAAAAUAAUGUUUUUCCAACCACCCGACGAAGAACCAGCCAGUAGCGAGAAUUUAAAAACUACCUCUCGACGACAAAAGAAAUUAAGACGCAAAAAUAGAUUGAAAGCUAUAAAAAAAGAUCAGCUUGCAAAGAAGAGGCUCGCGCGUAAUCCAAUACCAACCACGAUGUCUUCAUGGGCUGAGAACUUUACGAGCGCCGUUACAUGGCAAUUGAAGCACCAAGUAGCCUUCUGGAAGUCCCGGGCUACGGCUUUAGAGUACGAGAAUAAGUUACUACAUGAUAUUAUUCGUAAAAACUAUUUGAACGAACGACAAUCAGACGAUAACUCUAGAUCUAAUUCAGACGAAGAAGAGGAAUACUUCGAGCCUGAAAAUGAGGUGGAAGAUGAUGCUGACGAGGAAAUAGAAGUGAGUGAAGAGUUUAUACAGUUUCUAAGAGAGAAUAAGAAGUUCCGAGACGAUGCAAAGAGGGAGAGAGAAAGAUUGAGAGCUCAGAAUGAUCAAGAACAAAGAGAAAUAGAGGAAAUGGAGGCUGGACCUGCAGAAAACGGUGAAGAUCCUCAAGAAAGGUUAAAGAAGUUAUAUGGAGAUAGUUGGGAAAGAAUAUCAGCUCUAGAAAUGUCUAUGCGAUCACAUUUUAUUAGUAUUUCAGAUAGCGAGAAACCAAUGUACUGGCCUAACAUACCAUUUAAUUUUAAUUUUGGAUGAUAUUAUGUUUAAUGUUAGUUAUAGUUAGUAUUAUGUUAUCUUGAGUAAGAUCUUUUUUUAUUGUAAGGUUGACUAUGAAAUUGUAUGAUUGGUUAAGUUUUUUGUUAUUACUUACUUAUUUACUUUUGAAAGUGUUAUCACUGAAAGUGAACAACAAUGCUGUAAACUUCAUGUCUAUUCUUUGUUAAUGAAAGGAAAAUAAAUUACCACUCACAUUGAGAAUCUUGUCUUUUUUGGGGAGCAAGUAAAGUUAUAUAAAGUUUUACAUGAUA